This is a messenger RNA of Ectocarpus sp. CCAP 1310/34, 910 nucleotides long. The record is from the annotation of a GenBank genome assembly. NCBI's taxonomy places the organism in Eukaryota, Phaeophyceae, Ectocarpales, Ectocarpaceae.
CGAGGGGACAGAUGAACUUGGUAUACAAGGGCAUGUUGUUCGAGGCCCUCCUGGAGAAGGUGAGGGAUUCGCACCGGCUCUGCCAAAGAGGGGCGAAAUUCACAUGGAAGACGAGAGCGGUGGACUAUAUUACCGAGCGAAAACCCCUGUUCGAGCCCGUCCGAAAGAAGUGGCUGCAGCUGCCUCAGGAGGCGAGGAUGCAGGUGCGCCAACUAACUGGACACCCCGUUCCCGACGGAGCCCACCUUUUGGUACCGGUUCAACGAAUGCAGGACGGCCUACCACAAACACAGGCGAACGCCGAAAGUCAACGAUAAAGGCCGAUUCUGAACUGUCUUCUCCCCGGGUGUUCGAAUCAAUCCUCAAGCUCAUGGAGUCCUCCUCCAACAACGGCAGCGGCGAUGCGGCCAGAGAUGACGCUACCGACAGAGCACAGCAGGUCAAAGCCGAGAGGAUGGCAGUCAGGCAAGCCCACCAGGAGGCGAGGGGAAAUGUUACAGCAAUCAUGGAGUUACUCCAAGACCAGGUGCAAAGCCUGGAGGAGCGCAACGUUGAGGAUGUGGAGUGGUCGGAAAAGCACCUGGAGAGGUUGGCUGCUGAAGCCGACUGUGCGAAGAAGCAAGAUGCGCAGUACGAGGAUUUGCCGGACUUCAUGUCGUCCACGUUCCGGACUCCUGCAGGAGGCGUUGUCAUGCAAUGGUACUCUUAUGAAGAAUUUUGGGAGUGUCUGCCCAAUAUCCCCGACGCGGCGAAGAGUCUUGUGACCGGCGCGCCACCCACCUUGACGGAGCUGGUGGACUUGGCCAAAGAUAAAAAUUUCGCGGCUACCUUGAAGGAAGCAGGAGAUGGGACGAUUCCCGCCACCUGGAUUGCCAGCUUCAUCCAAAGGACUACCUAUGACGCUAAGUAG